Messenger RNA from Cuscuta campestris, 874 nucleotides. The record is from the annotation of a GenBank genome assembly. NCBI's taxonomy places the organism in Eukaryota, Viridiplantae, Streptophyta, Magnoliopsida, Solanales, Convolvulaceae.
CUCGCCCAUCCCCCAUCCGACCUGAGCUCGGCCAUGCCGAAGAGAGGUCACUUUGGGACUUGGUCCCUUUUCUGUCCCCUCGUUAACCGAGACAACCUUGGGACCUGGGACCUUUUGACCUUCCACCAGUUCGACCGUCCCCGUGCUGCCACGUGUACCUUCCUCCCUUUGGCAAGAUGCCUAUAUAAAGGGGGGGGGGUCCUCACAAUUUGUUUUCACUCAUCUUUGAAUUUCUUCAAAUCUUGCCAUGCCGCGCUCGGCACCCACUCCUCCCGAUUCCAGUGAGAUGCGAGGAGAGACGUUCUCCUUCGGCAGCUACUCCCUCGCGGGCUCUUCUGCCAUUCCGACUGAGUCAGGGCCGAGCUCGACCCCGCCGCCCUCUCUGCGGGACUCUUGGGACUCGGACUCUGAGUCCGAGUCGGUGCACCCCGAUCCUUCUGCCAAGAUCCUGGGGUUCAUCUACUAUUCGUCGGAGGAGGACGAGAGGACCCCAUCUCCGCCGGCUCCGUCGGCUCCGCCGGUCCGUCGUGAGGUCGCCGCUCACCCGUUUCCUGCCGGCUGCAGUGGCCAAGGUCGCUGCCCUCCAGCUCCUCCCUCAGCGGUUCCAAGCGAGAGCUACGUGGCAUCCCACCAUCCGAGCCGGUGCUCCCUUGAAGACCCAGGCUCGCCCAGCUAUGACGAGUCUACCGGGCACUCCGUCAUCAGUCGGGCUCCUUCACCUUCCUACCCCCCACCUUGCCCUUGCGAGCGGGGGUGGAAUUGUGGCAUGCAUUGAAGUAUACCCGUACUUUAGUUGCAAGGUGUUUAAUUAUUGUAAGGCGUUUGUGCCAUGUACUUGCCCGUUUUCCGGGAUGAAUAAAAUUUGGAUUUGUUU